Messenger RNA from Merops nubicus (carmine bee-eater), 2136 nucleotides. It is a transcript of the gene TMC3, whose product is annotated as transmembrane channel-like 3. The annotation marks the transcript as partial. The record is from RefSeq and is a predicted model, not a curated record. Gene Ontology annotation, molecular function: mechanosensitive monoatomic ion channel activity. NCBI's taxonomy places the organism in Eukaryota, Metazoa, Chordata, Aves, Coraciiformes, Meropidae. The transcript has 19 exons. Gene Ontology annotation, cellular component: plasma membrane.
AUGGCAGCAGCGCCGGGCUCCGCUGCGGCCAGGACCCCCAAGGCCGGCAAAAAGUACCGGACGGUGAAGCGGCACGCCGGCAUCUACACCUACCAGGAGCCUCCCCACAGCAACUCGGAUGAAGAUGCUGGUGAAGAAAAGGCUGAGAGCCAUGACCCGGAGCAGAUCUUUCAGAACAUCCAGUACCAGAAGGAGAUUAUGUCCAACAUCCGCUGCCGCCCGUGGCCAAUGAGGCAGAAGCUGAGGGCGCUCAGGCAGGCAAAGGAGAUUGUGCUAAAGUAUGAAGGAAGGCUCACCCGAACAAGAGGUUAUCAAGCUGCUGGUGCAGAGCUUUGGAGGAAGUUUAUUCGACUUGCAUAUAAUUUUGUGGUAAUCUUUAUUCCUUGGGAAAUGAGAAUAAAGAAAAUUGAGAGUCAUUUUGGUUCUGGAGUUGCAUCUUACUUCAUCUUCUUGAGAUGGCUAUUUGGAAUCAAUAUUGUACUUACCAUAAUGACAGGAGCAUUUGUAGUCUUACCAGAGCUACUGGCCGGAGCACCAUUCGGCAGCACAGUCAGCAAGACCAUUCCCCAGAAGCAUCUUAAAUCUGCUCAGGACCUGGACACCAUCUGGUCACUAGGGGGCUACCUCCAGUACUCUGUUUUGUUUUAUGGCUACUAUGGCAGUGACAGGAAGAUUGGGAAAGCUGGAUAUCGGCUGCCUCUUGCCUACUUCCUUGUUGGAAUGGCAGUGUUUGCUUACAGCUUCAUCAUUCUCUUAAAAAAAAUGGCAAAGAACUCAAGAAUGAGUUUAGCAAGUGCCUCUGAUGAAAAUUACACUUUCUGUUGGAGACUGUUCUGUGCUUGGGACUAUUUAAUAGGAAACCCUGAGGCUGCAGAGAGCAAAGCUGCUGCUAUAGUUAAUAGCAUUAGGGAAGCUAUACUGGAAGAGCAAGAGAAGAAGAAAAGCAAAAACUUGGCAGUGACUAUAAGCUUAAGAAUUAUUGCAAAUAUCCUUGUGCUCCUCUCACUUGCUGGAAGUAUUUACAUCAUAUAUUUUGUCGUGGAUCGAUCCCAAAGGUUAGAACGCACCAAAAAGGAAUUGACUCUUUGGGAAAAGAAUGAGGUAAGCGUAGUUGUGUCACUGAUUACAAUGAUUGCACCCUCUGCUUUUGAACUUGUGGCAGCUCUGGAGAUGUAUCACCCAAGGACCACUCUUCGCUUCCAACUGGCCAGGGUUCUUGUUCUAUACCUGGGAAACCUCUACAGUUUAAUCAUUGCUCUUCUGGAUAAAGUGGACAGUAUGAGUGGCACCGACUCUGAUGUUAACAACAAUGCAAGGAAUUCUACCAGAACUCUUCCUAAAGAAGACAAUUCAUCUACAAUUAUUCCUGAUCAUUUUAAGCAAAACAGCAUUGUCACGUCAGAAGAGGGUCACACUCAAGGCUGGGUUAACAAAACAGUUCCCUUUAACUCUCAGAACCCACAGGAUCAGUGCUGGGAGACGUAUGUUGGUCAAGAGAUGCUAAAGCUUUCAAUUAUCGACAUGAUUUUCACAGUCGCAAGCAUCCUGCUGAUUGAUUUUUUCCGUGGACUGUGUGUCCGAUAUUUAAGUGAUUGCUGGUGCUGGGAUCUAGAAAGCAAGUUUCCAGAAUAUGGAGAAUUCAAAAUUGCAGAGAAUGUAUUGCAUUUGGUCUACAACCAAGGAAUGAUCUGGAUGGGAGCUUUCUUUUCACCUUGCUUACCAGCAUUCAAUGUUCUCAAGCUGAUUGGACUUAUGUACCUGAGGAGCUGGGCUGUGCUAACGUGUAAUGUACCACAUCAGCAGGUUUUCAGAGCAUCUCGAUCCAAUAAUUUCUACUUGGCCAUGCUGCUGUUCAUGUUGUUUUUAUGCAUGUUACCAACAAUUUUUGCUAUUGCCCGAUAUAAGCCAUCAUUAAGCUGUGGUCCUUUCAGUGGACAAGAAAAAAUAUAUGAUAUUGUUUCUGAAACAAUUAAAAAUGAUUUUCCCACAUGGUUCAACACGGUGAUUACUUACAUCAGUAGUCCUGUGGUUGUCCUCCCUGCACUACUACUUUUAUUCAUGCUAAUUUAUUACCUGCAAAGUAUUGCAAGGUCAUUGAAAUUCACCAACAAUCAACUGAGAAUGAAGAUUCAAACA